AUGGGUUGCCGGAAGCAGUUGUUUGGGGAGGAAAGCAAUUGUAAAGGGGUUGUGACUGAAUCGUCGGCAUCGCAAACAAUGCACACGACUAAUGUGGCUGUGGCAGAUGGAAGAUCAGGACAAGGUCACGAUAGCUUACCGGCAUGUAUUUCAGAAGGUGGAACAUCAUCGUGCACACCAGGCCGUAACGAGGAUGUUGUGGCUGGCAUUUCAGAAGCCGGAACAUCAUCCAGCAGAGGCAUGUUCUCACCAAUGGCAAUAGUUACAGAAAGCGAGAACGCUACACCAGAUGCCGAAAAGAAGUACACCCAUAAAGAAGACAUUGAUCCUGCCCUCAUUCCUAGGCCUGGGAUGUCAUUCAGAAACCGAAAAGAGGCCAGGGAUUUCUAUGAAGCGUACGCCGAGGAGUGCAGCAAUGAGGGGGUUCAUACUUACUUUAAAAAAAAUGAGGAGCUGCGUGUUAGGAACAAUACCACAAAGAAGACACACUGCAUGUCGAAGAUGAAGCUUAAAAGAAUUUAUGAUGAAAACAAGAAUGAAAUAUCAGUGGUGAUUGAGCAAGUGGAUCUAAUGCAUAACCAUCCAUGUCUUAAAAAGAAAGAAGAAAUAAUAAAUAUGAGAUCACACAAGGAAAAGGAUCCGGUAUUACUUGAGUUUGUUGAUGACCUCCAAGCAGCGGAUGUCCCGCAUCAUAGUAUACAGAACAUUGUUAGAGACAUGCAUGGGGGAGGUGAGAACGUGCCAAUGACCAGGCAGGAUCUUGAGAACAGGAAGGCGGCUAAUGUGAGGGCAGAACAUGCCAAUGACAUUGCGAAGCUUCUAGAAUUCUUUGAAGACUGCAAGGCGCAGAACCCACAAUUUUGUUGGUAUGUCAAGAUCGAUAAAGAAGGGAUGAUUCAUAGCUUAUUCUGGAGUCACGCUAGCAUGCAGGCAGAAUAUAAUGAUUUUGGAGAUGUGAUGACAUUCGACACCACACACAAGACAAAUAUAUAUGAGAAGCCACUAGCUAUGUUUGUGGGUGCAAACCAUCACCUACAGAACACAUAUUUUGGAUGUGCGCUGUUAGGCGAUGAGACAAUAGAAACAUUCCAAUGGGUAUUUCAAGCUUUCAAGAAAUGCAUGGGAAGACAUAGGACUAGGUGCAUUAUCACAGAUCAGGAUCAGGCAAUGGAAGUGGCCAUAGGACUGGAAUUCCCUGGUGUCAUCCACAGGAUUUGUCGGUGGCAUGUGGUUAACAAGCAUAUGCCGAACCUGAAUGAGAUAUUCAGCCUUUAUGAGAAACAACACUUCAAGGAAAAAUUCAAGUCGGUGCUGAACCACCCCCUGACACCCGCCGAAUUUGAGAGAGCAUGGGAAGAACUGAUAACAGAGUUUGAUCUGCAAGGAAAUGCCACUGUGGAGAGCUUAUUCCGGCAACGAGCUAGGUAUAUCCCAGCUUUCUUUAAAGAUGAUUACUGUGGGAUGAUGACAUCGACACAGCGUAGUGAGAGCAGUAACUAUGCGAUUAAGAAGAAUUUUGUCGGAAAGCAUACAUGUUUGCACAAGUUUGCAAAGCAUACUCUAGAUUUCAUGCAGACACGGAAGAUGAAGGAGGGAGCUGAAACAUACCUUGCAACGAGCAAGACACUUACCAAGAACAAAUGGCCAUUUGAGGUUCAACUAGGAAGGAUAUAUACACGGGCAGUGUUCAGAAACUUCGAAAAAAAAAUGGUCAAUUGCACCGCAUACAACAUAGAGGAUGAUCCAGAGCUAGGCGAGCAUUGGUACAGGGUUUGUCACACGAAUAGGACUAUUUUGCGUGCCUUCAUUCAUGUCCAAGUAGACAAGAUUCCACGUGAAUACAUUUUUAAGCGCUAUACAAGGUUCGCUAGGAGGGAGGUUGACUUUGAUACGAGCGACAAGCUUCUAACCGGGGAGGACGGCAACACACAAAGCUAUAGAACAAAGACUCUAAUACCAAAAGCUAUGAAGGCGGUCAGAUCAGGGAGCAUGUCUAACGCUGCUUACAGAAGAUUGCUCGAAGUUUUAGAAGAUGUCACGAAGGAAAUAGACAAUAUCCCCCAAGACAUUGGUGCAGAAGCGAGGAAGGGACAAGGUCCAUCAAGGACAGAGGACAAUUCUAGAGAUAGCAGCAGCGACGAUGACAUUGAAGAAGGAAGAUGUGAGGAGACAAGGAUAACACGGAAAAUUUUACCAGCUGCGAACCAGUUACUACAUGGAGGUUGUUCAAAACAAAUGAAGGCAGCAGAAAUAAAGGAAUCUGGGACCACAUGUAGAGUUGAGGCUAGCCAUGUGCUGGAUUGCAAUAAAGAAAUAGGGAAGAAAAAGGCAGCAGCAGCAGCAACAAGUGAAGAAGGGUCACAACAUGAACAGGUAGAGCAGCAACAAGUGAAGAAGGUUCACAACAUGAACAGCAGUAACCAUGAUCGUGCACAACCCGUGGCCUCCGCACACCCCACUCCAACGACCGAAAGAAAAAAAAACUCCACAUGA
Miscanthus lutarioriparius is the source of this 2493-nucleotide messenger RNA. NCBI's taxonomy places the organism in Eukaryota, Viridiplantae, Streptophyta, Magnoliopsida, Poales, Poaceae. The record is from the annotation of a GenBank genome assembly.